Molecule: messenger RNA, 756 nt
Organism: Grosmannia clavigera kw1407
Lineage: Eukaryota; Fungi; Ascomycota; Sordariomycetes; Ophiostomatales; Ophiostomataceae
Product: cross-pathway control protein 1
Exons: 1
Coding region: 1-756 (251 amino acids)
Biological process (GO): positive regulation of cellular response to amino acid starvation
Cellular component (GO): transcription regulator complex
Molecular function (GO): DNA-binding transcription factor activity, RNA polymerase II-specific; RNA polymerase II cis-regulatory region sequence-specific DNA binding
Source: RefSeq, a predicted model, not a curated record
AUGGUUCUCGAAGGUACGCUGGACCCCACCACCACUAUCACUAGCUCGCUGCGCACAUUUGCUUACAUUUAUGAUGUAGAUUUGACCGACUUCCCGGCCGGCUACGAUAGUGCCGUGUUCUCCUCGCCGGCCGUGGGUGUCUAUGACCUCCACGCCGGCGGGUCGAGCAACUCGAGUCACGUUGGUACUGUGUCGCCUCACGAUCUCUUUCUGCAUGACUCGUUUAUGUCGGCACCGAACUCGACUGCGCUCACCUCCUUGACUUCGCCCUCGGAUUACAAUGAGUCUCCGUACGUCGACAGCUACGACGUCUCUCCCAACUUUGGGACUGGCGACGCCGAAGCUGUCAGCGGACAGGAUGCAGCAUGGUUCCCACUCUUCGAUCAGAUUAACAAUGCGGUCGCCGGCGCUGCGGCUGCUGAUGACAAGAUAUCUCCAGAAUCGGACUUUGCUGAUCUCUCUGAAGACAAAGUCGAUAGCAGCAGUCGCCGGGGGUCGGGCCACACCCGGUCGGCCUCUUCGUCAACAAAGCACUCCUCUGUUUCUGGUGUGAACUCGCGGAGGCGGGAUAAGCCUUUGGCCCCCAUCGUGGUUGAGGACCCGUCAGACACGGUGGCAAUGAAGCGUGCUCGCAACACUCUGGCUGCCCGGAAGUCCCGGCAACGGAAGCAAGAACGCUUGGAAGAGCUAGAAGAGGUGAUUGCGAAGCUGACAGCAGAGCGUGAUCACUGGAAGAAGGUGGCUCUUAAUCAGUAG